Serpula lacrymans var. lacrymans S7.9 is the source of this 769-nucleotide messenger RNA. RefSeq lists its product as uncharacterized. NCBI's taxonomy places the organism in Eukaryota, Fungi, Basidiomycota, Agaricomycetes, Boletales, Serpulaceae. Bases 1 to 618 code for a protein of 205 amino acids. The record is from RefSeq and is a predicted model, not a curated record. The transcript has 3 exons.
AUGAUGCAACUCAUUCUCCUGAGUCUUGUUACUCUAUUCUUGGUCUUGGGUUCAUGGGCUGCUCCCAGCAAUGGCGAACCUUACCUCUCCUCUAGAGUCCGACUUGCCUCGGCGGGAUCGUUGACCAAACGACAGUCGGGUUCUGUCCCUGAGCAGUGCACGAACAUCUGCGAUCCUAUAAACAGUGUGGUUGCUUCGGACCCAUCUCCUAUCAUGUACUGCUCACAGUCAUUUGAGAACGGCUAUUACAACUGCACUCUCUGCGUUGGAACAGCUGUUAAUGCUACUGAUUACAGCGUAGCACAAAAAGAUUUGGAUAAUGUUUACCUUACUUGUUUAUACAGUGGCUAUCCACUUGAAGAAUUGACGUUACCGGGACAAAAUCCCAAUCGCACCCUUACGACUUCAUUUGCUUCUGUUGCCCCUCAGACAUCGCUCACGGCACCGGCGUCUCAAACUACAGCUCUCACAUCUUCAGGCUCCACAUCGGCUUCAGCAUCCAAAACCUCAUCCACGCCAGCAACAACAACUACUGCAGGCGCAAGGAUACUUUCUCCCAAUAUAUUCUGGGCAGGAUUAGCGAUUACAUUGGGCUGGAUCACAUUGACGAUACAGUAGUCUUGAAAAGAGAAGUUGGGAACUCUCGAAUGGAUCCCUUAUAUAUUUUCUUACGAUUAUUAGUCACGAAUAGUAUGGAUGUUGUAUGACGGGUGAACGAUAAGAUUGUUAACUUAGAUAUUCUGGCACAUGUGGCGUUGUGGCAUGUGCU